AUGUCUUCCACAUUAAAUUCUGACAGUACACAUCUUCAUCAUCGCAACAUUGACAUUGACAUGAAUGCAAAACCGACACGACUAUUAAAAGCUGAUAUCGCCACUGCUGCUGCGCCAACAACCGAAGACGAUGAAAUGGAACCGUUACCAUCACAACCCAACGGUGCACGUAUUAUUGCUGAACAAUCAUACGUUCAAACUUCGAUGCAGUAUUUCGAUCGGAUAUUAGUUGGCUUUGAUGCACGUUGGCGUAAUUGGAUCAUACGUGGUAUAUUUUCACUUAUUAUGCUAGUUGGCUUCGCUAAAUUAGUAUCCAUGGGACCGCUGGUUGUUUCAUUAGUUAUACUUCUUAUACAGAUAAAAUGUUUUCAAGAAAUAAUUAAUAUUGGUUACGUUGUUUAUAAAUCGCAUAAUUUACCAUGGUUUCGAACAUUAUCAUGGUAUUUCUUAUUUACAUCAAAUUAUUGGCUUUACGGCGAGAGUUUAAUUCAUCAUUUUGGAUUUCUAAUGAAUAGAAAUAAUUUUCUACAACCGCUUGUAACCUAUCAUCGCAUGAUUGCAUUUCUUCUAUAUACAAGUGGCUUUGUCGGAUUUGUAUUAAGUUUAAAAAAAACUUAUUAUCUUAAACAAUUUACUCUAUUCGGAUAUACACACAUAACUUUAAUGAUUUUGGUUACAUCAAGUCAUCAAAUGAUACAGAAUAUUUGCGAAGGUAUGAUUUGGUUUAUUUUUCCUGUAUCAUUAAUUAUAUGUAAUGAUAUAAUGGCCUACAUGUUUGGCUUUUUCUAUGGUCGAACACCUUUAACAAAAUUAUCUCCAAAGAAAACUUGGGAAGGUUUUAUUGGCGGCGGUGUAUCGACAUUAAUCUUCGGUUUUAUAUUUGCUGGAGUAUUAAGCAGUUAUCAAUUUUUCAUAUGUCCAUUAGAAUAUGAUGAAGAAAUCAUGGGCUUAUCAAUGUCAUGUAUACCAUUACACUUAUUUCAAAAAACAACUUAUUUAAUGCCAAAACCAUUUUCAUUACUUAAGCGUACACUUGAGUUAUAUCCUUUUCAAUUACAUUCAUUAGUACUUUCAUUAUUUGCUUCAAGUAUUGGACCGUUUGGAGGCUUUUUUGCAAGUGGAUUUAAGCGAGCUUUUCGUAUUAAAGAUUUUGCUGCAACUAUACCGGGACAUGGAGGAUUUGUGGAUCGAUUUGAUUGCCAAAUAAUCAUGGCAUUAUUUACUAAUGUCUAUAUAUCAACAUUUGCUCAUGUUGCAUCACCGCAUAGAAUUUUACAACAAGUCUUAGCGUUAACACCAGAAAGUCGAGAAGAAUUUCUCCGUUUACUUCGCAAUCAUGUCAAAGCAUGA
Messenger RNA from Rotaria socialis, 1350 nucleotides. NCBI's taxonomy places the organism in Eukaryota, Metazoa, Rotifera, Eurotatoria, Philodinida, Philodinidae. The record is from the annotation of a GenBank genome assembly.